CCGAGGCCCCCUAGGAUGCAAGCAGCUAGGGAAGCAAGAAGCCGGGUCACCAUGGCCUCCCCGUCCCUGUCGUCCUGCCAGCUGGAGGACGAGAGCCUGAAGGGAUGCGAGCUCUAUGUUCAGAAGCACGGCAUCCAGCAGGUCCUCAAAGACUGCAUUGUGCACCUCUGCGUCUCCAAGCCCGACCGCCCCCUCAGGUUCCUCCGGGACCACUUUGACAAGCUGGAGAAGGAAGAAAACAGACAGCUUCUGGCUCAGCAGAAGUCAGCCUCCCAGUCAGACUCGCACGAUGAGGAAGUCUCACCCACCCCUCCGAACCCUGUGGUGAAAGCCCGCCACCGCCGAGGGGGCGUGAGCGCCGAGGUGUACACGGAGGAAGAUGCCGUGUCCUAUGUGAGGAAGGUCAUCCCCAAGGACUACAAGACCAUGACAGCGCUGGCCAAGGCCAUUUCCAAGAAUGUGCUUUUCGCCCACCUCGAUGACAAUGAGAGGAGCGACAUAUUUGAUGCCAUGUUCCCCGUCACUCACAUCGCCGGGGAGACUGUUAUACAGCAAGGAGAUGAAGGGGACAACUUCUAUGUGAUCGACCAGGGAGAGGUAGAUGUGUAUGUGAAUGGAGAGUGGGUGACCAGCAUCAGCGAGGGGGGCAGCUUCGGGGAGCUGGCCCUCAUCUACGGCACCCCCAGGGCAGCAACCGUGAAAGCCAAGACCGACCUCAAGCUCUGGGGCAUCGACCGGGACAGCUACCGGCGGAUUCUCAUGGGCAGCACGCUGAGAAAGCGCAAGAUGUACGAGUUGUUCCUGAGCAAGGUCUCCAUCCUGGAGUCCCUGGAAAAGUGGGAGUGCCUGACGGUGGCCGAUGCCCUGGAGCCGGUCCAGUUUGAAGACGGAGAGAAGAUCGUGGUCCAGGGUGAGCCUGGGGAUGACUUCUUCAUCAUCACGGAGGGCACGGCCUCUGUCCUUCAGCGCCGAUCCCCGAACGAGGAGUAUGUGGAGGUGGGGCGCCUCGGGCCGUCGGACUACUUCGGGGAGAUUGCGCUACUGCUGAACCGGCCCCGGGCGGCCACCGUCGUGGCGCGGGGGCCCCUCAAGUGCGUCAAGCUGGACCGGCCCCGCUUCGAGCGCGUGCUGGGCCCCUGCUCCGAGAUCCUCAAGCGAAAUAUCCAGCGUUACAACAGCUUCAUCUCCCUGACCGUCUGACCUGCGCCGCCUCCAUGUGGACCCAGGUCAUCUCCCUGGUCUGAGCCGUGCUGCCUCCCUGGCGCGCCUGCCAGCCUCCCUGUGGACCCAUGUUUGGAAUAAAGCAGUCACCUCGCAUUUCACAGACUAGGGCGCCCAAGACCCAGGCCCUGCCCCAUGUGCCCCUUCCCUCCGCCCGGCGGGCUCAUCUCUGGGAACCCACCCUCUCAUCUCCCAGGUCUGGGGGAUACGGGAGUGUGCCCACCCUAAGGCCGAGGGAGUCUGCUGGCUGCUGGUCCUGCUGGAGCUGCAGGAGGACGGGCCCCCCCACCCAUCACUCUCCUUUCCAGUCUGGCCAGGUGUAGCCCCAGGCCCCAGAAUGGCAGGUCACUGGGUCUAGAGUCCAGGUGUGGGGUGACAAUGUCCAAAGGGGCCCCACAGGGACCCUGGGGCUACAAGCGAGAUCUGAGACGGCCCAGGCCCCUCCCUCAUAUUUCCUCCCUCUCCCAGAGUCCUGUCGAGAUGCCAGGGUUGGGAGACCCCCCGGGUGGCAACCAGUCCCUGCCUCAGAGAGGAGGAAGGCCCGGUUCCUGCCCUCAUGGGCCCAGGCUGCAGGCAUGUUUGGAGGAGCGCCUUGCUCACCUGUCUUGGAUAAUGUACCUGGGGGUGGGCCAGGGACACUGGUAAGUUUGCCAGUCGGGCAGCUGGUGGUCCCAUGGGCCCAGACACCCAGGACAGAGGAAACACCACGGGAUCUGGGACCUUCCAGUGCCACUCUUGGAGGGGACCCCUGACACUGCUGUACACGGAGGGCCUGACCCCACUUCCCCCAGUGUCUGUCAUCUGCGUCUUUGGGAACCAGCUUCUCGCAGACUCUGAGGGGGAGGAGGAAUCUCCUACGAUGUACUGUGGGUAAAGGUGAGAGAACCAGAGCCCCAUUCUGAGCGAGCCCGCAGUCUUGUCCCCCGUGGACAAAGCUCCUUGCUGGGGAGACACAUGCAGCCCAGUGUCUAAGCCUCAAUCCUCCUGACAGGAAAAAAUAUGUCACGCCAGCCCUGGGCCCCACACAUCUGUCACUGAUGGAGUGAACCCCCAUCAGUCUAUCUCCAGUCCGACCAGGGCAUGAGCCACAGAGGCCAUUCGGCUCAGGCUGUGCGUACAGCCUCGUGGGCAGCUUCUGGGGCCCGACAUAGAACUCUUGAUCCCAUUUCCCUCCUGCCUGUGCAUGCCUGGGGGUGACUCCAGCCCCAGGUGAGCCCGCCAGCCCUGCCUUGGCACAUGGACGUGUCUGUGACGUGUAAACUGCCCCUAUUUAUCUCGGUGUGUUUGCCUCUGCAUGUACUAUUAAAUGUGCAGUGAAGUACCUCUUCCC
Molecule: messenger RNA, 2551 nt
Organism: Manis pentadactyla (Chinese pangolin)
Lineage: Eukaryota; Metazoa; Chordata; Mammalia; Pholidota; Manidae
Gene: PRKAR1B
Product: protein kinase cAMP-dependent type I regulatory subunit beta
Exons: 11
Coding region: 16-1200 (394 amino acids)
Source: RefSeq, a predicted model, not a curated record